Messenger RNA from Trichechus manatus latirostris (Florida manatee), 3483 nucleotides. It is a transcript of the gene HMGCL, whose product is annotated as 3-hydroxy-3-methylglutaryl-CoA lyase. Gene Ontology annotation, biological process: L-leucine catabolic process; ketone body biosynthetic process. The transcript is spliced from 8 exons. Bases 843 to 1868 code for a protein of 341 amino acids. NCBI's taxonomy places the organism in Eukaryota, Metazoa, Chordata, Mammalia, Sirenia, Trichechidae. The record is from RefSeq and is a predicted model, not a curated record. Gene Ontology annotation, molecular function: hydroxymethylglutaryl-CoA lyase activity. Gene Ontology annotation, cellular component: mitochondrion.
CUUAGUUUUUCUGAUCUUUGAUGCAGACGGACAGCGUGGUGCUUCUGACUAUAGCGCCAUGUUGCCCAGAAGUCCUGUUUCAGUAAUUUUUAAUGAGUGCUUACUUUGUACCAAGCUCAGUGCCAAGCACGAGAGAUGAAGUGGAAAUCAAGACAGACAGGGUCCCUCACUGAGCUUCCUGUAUUCAAAUGGAGGAAACAUUGAGGAGGCAUUCUUCUUAGUGCUCUAAAGGAAAUGGUUGUAGUCCUGAAAUAGAGAAUAAUCAGGUGGAAGCUGCUUUGCAAGGGUGGUCAGAGGAGGCCUCUUUGAGUCUGAAGGAUAAGAGGGAGCCAGACAAGAAGAGCAUUCCAGGCAAUAGGAACAGUCACCAGAGGCCCUGCUGUGGGAGAGAGAAGGUCUGUGGGACUAUGGCAUAGUGGCCCCACAGGAGGAGGGGCUGGGGCAGUAGGAACAAGUGAUGAGGUCACAGGUUGGCAGAAGCCAGAUCAUGCAGAGCCUUAUAGGCCAUGGUGAAUGAGGAAGGGGAUGAGUGAGGUGUGUGGCUCAAGCAACAGGGUGCAAGGUAAUGCCUUUCACUGAGCUAGAAAGGAUGGAGUCAGACUGGGCUUUGGGAGAAACUGAAGAGUCGGUUUGGCGACUGCGAAGUUUUCGAUGGCUUGUGAGAGGUGCAGUGGAGCUGUCAUACCUGUCCUACCAGCAGCUGGAAACAUGAGUCUCAACUCCAGAGGACAGUCUGUACUGGAGGCACGACUCUCGUGCUCAUUCCUGUUUCUAGAAUGAAAUAUUCUUUUUAUUCUUAAUUCUAAAACAGACCAAAUUGUGAAUUAAACAGGUGAGAAAGAAUGCUUCUUAGUAUUAGUAAAGAUGGAUCCAUUCUUUCAGAUUUGUGCUCCCUGGAGAAAUAUGACAAUCUCUUCCUAUUACUUUUUGUUUCCUCUUUUAAACUGAAGGUCAGCACCUCAACUGUAGGCACUCUUCCAAAGCGAGUGAAAAUUGUGGAAGUUGGCCCCCGAGAUGGACUACAGAAUGAAAAGAAUUUUGUACCGACUCCAGUGAAAAUCAAGUUGAUAGACAUGCUUUCUGAAGCGGGACUCCCCGUUAUAGAAGCUACCAGUUUUGUGUCUCCCAAGUGGGUUCCCCAGAUGGCUGACCAUGCUGAAGUCUUAAAGGGCAUUCAGACGUUUCCUGGUAUCAACUACCCAGUUCUGAUCCCAAAUCUCAAAGGCUUCCAGACUGCGGUUGCUGCUGGGGCCAAGGAAGUGUCGGUCUUUGGAGCUGCCUCGGAGCUCUUCACUCGGAAGAACAUCAACUGCUCCAUCGACGAGAGUUUGCAGCGGUUUGACGAAGUCUUAAAGGCAGCUCAGGCUCUCAGCAUUCCUGUGCGGGGGUACGUCUCCUGCGUGCUUGGAUGCCCCUACGAAGGAAAGAUCUCCCUGGCUAAAGUAGCUGAGGUUGCCAAGAGGAUGUACUCAAUGGGCUGUUAUGAGAUCUCCCUGGGGGACACCAUUGGCGUGGGCACCCCAGGGGUCAUGAAGGACAUGCUGUCCGCUGUCAUGCAUGAGGUGCCUGUGGCUGCCCUGGCUGUCCACUGCCAUGAUACCUACGGACAGGCCCUGGCCAACAUCUUGAUGGCCCUGCAGAUGGGAGUGAGUGUCGUGGACUCUUCUGUGGCAGGACUUGGAGGCUGUCCCUAUGCAAAGGGGGCAUCAGGAAACUUGGCCACAGAGGACCUCGUCUACAUGCUCACCGGCCUGGGCAUUCACACGGGUGUGAACCUCCAGAAGCUCCUGGAAGCUGGGACCUUUAUCUGUCAGGCCCUGAACAGAAAAACCAGCUCCAAAGUGGCUCAGGCCACCUGUAAACUCUGAGCUCCUUGGCCACCCAAAGUUCUGGGGACCGUAUGGGAGUAGGGCAUGCAUGGAUGAAUCACGGACAGGGGUAUGGAAAUGGAAAUGAAAUUGAAAAAAGCAGGUACCUCACAGAAAGGAGGAGAGGAGCAGAAGGAGCCACUUGGCCUCAGCCCUCCCUCCCGGACCUGAGUAAGAGGCUUUGGGGGCUGAAUAUGUCCCUUCACUGUGGACCCAGCAGUUGAAUGUGUCCACUGAGGGCACUUGGGAGUCCAGGUCCUUGGCUUGGGCUGAUCUGAGAGCCCCCUCUCUGGGUGAAAGCUACCAGCUAGCUACCCUCUACACAGCUUGACCCUGCUCUGGCCUUGGGGCCAUUGCUCUCUGACUUCUUAGAGCAAAGGGACAUGGCCGUGGGGUGGCCAACUGCCAACUCGAGCACCGUUGGAAAUUCUCAUGGGUGAUGCUCUCCACUCUGAAUGUGAUUUUUGAAAACAGCUUAUGUAAUUAAAGGUUUAAUGACAGCAGAACCAUCCCAGUAUUCUGUUGUGCAGGUGUGUGUGUAUGUGAGACUGAGGGAGACUGUUGGGGAAUAAAAUGUCUUUACAAUGUUGCACUCUGAUGGGAAAAUGGAGACUUUGAAGCAGUUUAUUAAUCAUUUGGUUUCUUCCCUGUUUACUCACCUGAACCUCAAAUUCAUAGUGACUGGAAGUCAGUGAGCUUUGGUCUCAGGAGAAUGCCUGCAGCACUGGCUGCCAGAACACCCCAAGAGAAGGUUUCUGAGGCUCCUGCCUCUGAGCCAGGGCACUUACACAAGCUUCCUGGUGGGCUGCAGCCGGCACUUGGUCCCCUCGGCCUGGGCAGGCCUGGCCAGCAGUCUGGCUUGCUAGCUGGAGCGCUCACUUCUCUGUACCUUAGGCUCUGGGGUCUGUCAGUCAUUCUUGCUGGACCCGGGCCAGGGAGGGCACUCCAGGCUGAGGAAACGCCUGUGUACUUCUGUGCUCAGGUCUCAUCACUCAAUGUGGCACAACUUUUUACACAUCAUUCUAGCCCUACUUUUCUUUUGAGCAGAAGCAUACAAUCAUUUUCUAACCUAUUACGGUAGGCAAGAAGCAAUCCUCUCUAGCAGAUAGAGGGGCACAGUUCGUGUGAGGGCCGAGAGCACUUAGCACUGUAACGCCUAUUUUAGCUUUCGAGGUGUCUUUCAAAGGAGACUUCCCAGGACCAGGAGCCUCUGGGUAGGGGGAGAGCGACCCCCACCCCCCGCUUCAAUCAGCGCAGCUCCCUUUUGCCUUUGUUCCACAUAGUCGCAUACUUCACGCAAGACUUAAUUUGAGGAAUGAGUUUGGCAAAUACAAAAAAGUUUGAAAACCUCUGGUUACCUUGGGGCCAGGGGCUCGUCAGCCCCGCCCCCGACCUUGUCGUUCCUGCUGCUUAACAGCUGCCGAGCGGCCCCGAGGGUCCUGAUCGCCUUCCUUCCUGCCCUUCGCCUGCUCCUGGGGAAUAAAGCGAGCGAUCGCGCUUGCGCGGAGAUCUGAGGGCUUGGCCAGCGAGCGGACCUUUGCCCCUCCAGUCACGGGCACGAUAAUCCGAGCCACGCCUUUCCUCCGCUAACCGCCCUGGUUAUGGGGAUGGUACC